AUGCUAGCCCCCAGGCCCACAAUCCUCUUGACCCUGCUCCUGACCCUCGGCUCGCUGGGCCAGAGGGCACGCAGGCCCCCUCGGCCACCGUCCCCCAUCAGCACCAUCCACCCCAAAGCCAACUUCGACACCCAGCAGUUUGCAGGUAAGUGGCUCCUCGUGGCCGUGGCCUCCACGUGCCGCUUCCUGCAGGAGCAGAGCUACCGGGCAGAGGCCACAUUGCUGAAUGUGGCUCCCCAGGGCAAAGCCAUGGCCAUCAGCACCUUCCGCAAGCUGGAUGGGAUCUGCUGGCAGGUGCGGCAGCUCUACAGAGACACUGGGGUCCUUGGGCGGUUCCUGCUCCAAGCCCAAGGUGCCCGGGGGGCUGUGGACGUGGUCGUCGGGGAGACAGACUACCGGGGCUUCGCCAUCCUGUACCUAGAGCGGGCUCGGCGGCUCUCAGUGAAGUUGUAUGCCCGCUCGAUCCCUGUGGAUGACUCGGUCCUGAGCGUGUUUGAGCAGCGGGUCCAGAACGCCAGUAUGACGGAAGAGCACAUCGUUUUCUUCCCCAAGUACGGUUUCUGCGAGUCUGCGGACCAGUUCCACCUCCUGGAUGGCCGUCCUUCUCUUCCACCCCCACGCGAGCUGCAGGCAGGAGCCCCUCGGCCAGAGGACAGCUCGCUCCUACCACUGUCCCUUUCAGCCUCCCUCGAGGAGGCGCUGGGCACCAGCCAGGCCCUGGUGUGGGUGUGA
This is a messenger RNA of Trichechus manatus latirostris (Florida manatee), 732 nucleotides long. It is a transcript of the gene C8G, whose product is annotated as complement C8 gamma chain. Gene Ontology annotation, cellular component: extracellular exosome; blood microparticle; membrane attack complex. NCBI's taxonomy places the organism in Eukaryota, Metazoa, Chordata, Mammalia, Sirenia, Trichechidae. The record is from RefSeq and is a predicted model, not a curated record. The transcript is spliced from 7 exons. Bases 1 to 732 code for a protein of 243 amino acids. Gene Ontology annotation, molecular function: complement binding. Gene Ontology annotation, biological process: complement activation.